AUGUCGAAGACAAUGAGUACUCAUGCUAGUGGUAGUAAAGACGAUGAUGUGCCACCUGAAAUGCUUGCAGCAGCAAAAGAAAUCGCCUUCAAUUCGUUGCCCAAUAUUUCCAAACGAAAAUAUACAAUAGUAUAUAAUGAAUUCAAAAAGUGGCGUAGUACAAAAAAUACAAAUUCGUUCGCCGAAGCUGUGUUAUUAGUAUACUUCAACGAAAUAGGUUCUAAGUUUGCUGCAUCGACACUGUGGUCAAAGUAUUCCAUGCUGAAAGCGACAAUCAAAGCGUAUGAUGGCAUUGAUAUAAGUAAAUAUCCACAAUUAAUAGGAUUUUUAAAGAAAAAGAAUUCGGGAUAUAAGCCAAAAAAAUCAAAAGUAUUAACAACAGCUGACGUGUCGAAGUUUCUCGAAGAAGCACCCGAUGCAGAAUAUCUUGGCAUGAAGGCAUUACUGGUUAUAGGACUUUCUGGUGCAUGCAGAAGAGAGGAAUUAACAAAUUUAUGUACAGAAGACGUACAAGACCAUGGUACAUUUUUAUCCAUAACACUACAAAAAACAAAAACUAAAAUUACUAGAACAUUUACG
This is a messenger RNA of Ceratina calcarata, 579 nucleotides long. RefSeq lists its product as uncharacterized. The record is from RefSeq and is a predicted model, not a curated record. Gene Ontology annotation, molecular function: DNA binding. The annotation marks the transcript as partial. Gene Ontology annotation, biological process: DNA integration; DNA recombination. Lineage: Eukaryota; Metazoa; Arthropoda; Insecta; Hymenoptera; Apidae. The transcript has 2 exons.